Paramecium sonneborni is the source of this 996-nucleotide messenger RNA. Lineage: Eukaryota; Ciliophora; Oligohymenophorea; Peniculida; Parameciidae. The record is from the annotation of a GenBank genome assembly.
AUGAAACCAAUCAUUAUGAAAGCUUUUGAUAAAAAAUAUAAGGUUAAACCUGGUAUUUCUAUUGUUGGCAAUACUGAAUAGUCCAACAUUCAAAUUGCUUUACCUGAAUGUUUUAAAUUAAAUUAUGAAUCCAAUAUUUUAUGGAUAUAACCAAUCAUUAAUAUUCAUAGAAUUAAUGGAUAGGGAGAUGCUCAAUUAUUAAGGAUAGAUAAAGAGUAUGAAUUAGAUUUAACUACUGGUCAGAAAUAAAUCAUAGUGCAAGAAUAAAAUAUCAUCUUUGAGUAUGCAAAACCAAAAAUUAUCAAAAUUAAUCUUAUCAAUCAUAACAAACCAAAUACAACAUUUCUAGAACCCAUAAUUACAAAGAAAGUUCAAACAGAAUAAAAUGAAAAACAAUUUAGAAAUAUAGUAAAAUCAAAAAACUAACCUAGACAUUAUUUAUUAGUUUAAAAUUAUGUACACAUCUUGAAAUUAUUUUUAGAUAAAAUAAAUGAAUGGAGAUUAUAGGAUCAAAUUUUCCAAUUUUUCAGUUUGCGAUGAUGACCUACUCAAAUUAUUAAAAAUGGGAAUUUAGGUUGAUUUUGAAAAAUAUAACAUUUUGGUUAUGGAAACCUUUAAAAGAACUUUCAAUUUCCUUUUAGCAAUUAAUGAAGGUAAAAUUAUAGUCAAUUCUUAAUGGAUAAAGGAUUGUCUCUCCUCGAUGCAAGUUUAGAAUCCUUAUCUAUAUGUCUUGAAAACAAAUAAUUUCAGUAUCUUAAAUUCUAUUGAGACUUCAAUAUCGCAAUCUAUUUUUCUAAAUAAAUAGUUUAAUUUGAGUCCAGAUUUGAAAUCAAAUCUUAAAGAUUAUGAAAUUAUUUAGUUAAUAGAGGCAGGAGGAGGAAGUAUUGGAAAUGGAGAAAAUUCAAUAAAAAUUAUUAGUAACGGCGAAGUUGGAGGAUUGGAAAUAGAACAACUAAUCUAAAUGAUCUUGUUUUAAAGGGCAUGAUUAAACUGGUU